AUGUACCGCCAGAUACUAGUUGAACCAAGCCAGCGGUCACUACAAAAAAUAUUAUGGCGUUCUAGUCCUUCCGAAGAUGUAAAAGUUUACAAACUAAAUACUGUUACCUAUGGGCAAGCUUGUGCUAGUUUUCUAUCAAUUCGAUGUCUAUUCCAGUUAGCAGACGAAUAUGAAAAAAUUAACCCAGAUAUUGCGAAUAUCAUUCGUCAAGAUUUUUAUGUCGACCAUUUGUUGACCGGUGCGGAUUCUAUUCCAGAUGCUCAAUAUAUAUGCAAUGAAAUUUCAAAGGUCUUAAAAGACGGUUGUUUCGAGCUGCGUAAAUGGUAUUCCAAUGAACCUAGCGUUGUAAGUCAUAUGGAUAACGCUACUAGUUCUUGUGAGGUCUUAGAAUUCACCGCAGGGGAAAAGGCAAAAACCUUGGGUUUAACUUGGUCUUGUCAAGAUGAUUUUCUUAUGUAUCAUAUCGAAGAAAUUCCUUUUAAAAGUAAUUAUACAAAAAGAAGCGUUCUGUCAGUAUUAUCCAAGCUAUUCGAUCCUUUAGGACUCCUAUCACCGUGUAUUGUGCUAGCAAAGAUUUUCAUGCAACGCUUAUGGCUACAAAAGGUAUCUUGGGAUGAGCCAUUGACACUUUCCUUAUCGAACGAAUGGUCUAAAUUCUGUAAAGAUUUACCCAAUUUAAAUUCAUUGCAAAUUAGUCGUCAUGUCCUAGCUGAUUUUCCAAGUUCGUUAGAAAUACACGGAUUUUCAGAUGCUUCCGAGAGAGUCUAUGGGGCUUGCCUAUAUAUAAAAUCAAUUGAUUCAAAGGGUUUUUCAGUCAUCAGGCUUUUAUGUGCUAAGUCUAAGGUUGCCCCGGUGAAGUCACUUACUAUUCCUAAGCUUGAACUUUGUGCAGCUUUAUUAUUAAGUAAACUGGUAAACAAAGUGUUAAAUUCUAUUCAACUUUUCUUUGAAAGAAUCGUUUUGUGGUCUGACUCUACUAUUGCUCUGGCCUGGAUAAGAACCCCUCCAAAUACGUUAAAGGUCUUUGUAAGCAAUCGUGUUGCAGAGAUUCAAGCUUUAACUGAAGAUUGCGAGUGGCGAUAUAUUCCCAGUACAGACAACCCAGCCGAUUUAGUUUCGCGCGGUUUGUUACCAAGUCAAAUGUUAACUGCGAUCGAAUGGUGGCAAGGGCCAUCUUGGCUUGCGAAAGAAUCAAUAUAUUGGCCACAAAAUGAACAAAAUAUCAAAUUAUUACCAGAAUUAAAAUCAAAAUAUCCAUUAACUUUGUAG
Molecule: messenger RNA, 1269 nt
Organism: Sitophilus oryzae (rice weevil)
Lineage: Eukaryota; Metazoa; Arthropoda; Insecta; Coleoptera; Curculionidae
Exons: 1
Coding region: 1-1269 (422 amino acids)
Source: RefSeq, a predicted model, not a curated record